CAUUAAAAUAAAAAAUAACUCUAAAACCCUUUAUAUACCCUCUCCGUCGCAGCGUGGCUCUGCAACAUACUCAUCCAGACUCUGCGUCCUCUCUCUGUUCUCUGUUAACUCUUUGGAAGCGAAAAGCCUGUGUUUUUUUCGCCGAAACCGCAAACAUGAGCCGUCAUCCGUGUGUGAGAUGGGCCCAGAGGUCUGAUGUACUUUUCAUUACUAUUGACCUGCCGGAUGCGCAGGAUGUGAAGCUCAAACUAGAGCCUGAAGGAAAAUUUUUCUUCUCUGCUACCAGUGGAGCAGAAAAGAUACCUUUUGAAGUUGAUAUAGAACUUUAUGACAAAGUUAAUGUAAAUGAGAGCAAGGCUAGCAUUGGCUUGAGAAAUAUCUGCUACCUUGUGAAAAAGGCUGAGGACAAGUGGUGGAGCAGAUUGUUGAAGCAAGAGGGGAAGCCUCCUGUAUUUUUGAAAGUUGACUGGGAUAAAUGGGUUGACGAAGAUGAGGAGCAGGAUAAGAAACCUGGAAAUGAUAUGGACUUUGGCGACGUUGAUUUUUCGAAACUGAACAUGGGUGACGGUGAAGGCUUUGAUGCUGAUGCUGCUGGGGGAGAUGAUGUAGACCUUGAGGAUAGUGACACUGAGGAAGAAGAAAACGUUGAGCAAGCAUCAUCUGCUGGCGGCAAGCCUGAUGCAAAAGCUUCUCUUGCUACUGCAUCUGGUGGCGCUGAGCCUGGUGAAAAAGCAUGAAGGGUUCUCUCCGAUGUGCCUUGCAGCGCAUAUGCUAACCCCGAGAUUUGUCACGUAGUUAAUGUUGGCGGCAUAUAUUAUUAAAGCAUGAUUAGUAGCGAAUGUUUUGCUUUACAUAUCUUUGCCUUUUUUUUGGGUGUUGGUGAGCUUUAUAUUUAUGGUAUGCAUACGUUACAUGUAUGAAAAUUUGGGCUUUGGUGUUCA
This is a messenger RNA of Carya illinoinensis, 941 nucleotides long. Its product is annotated as co-chaperone protein p23-1-like. Gene Ontology annotation, molecular function: protein-folding chaperone binding; Hsp90 protein binding. The transcript is spliced from 6 exons. Bases 156 to 737 code for a protein of 193 amino acids. Gene Ontology annotation, biological process: protein folding; chaperone-mediated protein complex assembly. Gene Ontology annotation, cellular component: cytosol; nucleus. NCBI's taxonomy places the organism in Eukaryota, Viridiplantae, Streptophyta, Magnoliopsida, Fagales, Juglandaceae. The record is from RefSeq and is a predicted model, not a curated record.